AUGAAGCUUACUGCUUCAGCUGUCGCAGCCUUUGUGGCUGCUCCGCUCCUCGCAACCGCCCAGACAUAUACAAAAUGUGAUCCAACAAAGCAAUCCUGUCCAGCGGAUCCCGCCCUGUCGGGAACUGCUACUUUUGAUCUGAAGAGCCCUUCUGAGCGGUUUACAGAACUGGGGAAGCCUACAUACAACGAUGAGGGAGUCUCUUUCACAAUCAACAAACAGGGUGAUUAUCCCACAAUUCAGUCCAACUUCUACAUCAUGUUCGGACACUUCGAAGUUGAAGUGAAAGCGGCUCCUGGCAGAGGCAUUGUCAGCAGUGUGGUCAUGCAGUCGGAUUGCUUGGACGAAAUCGACUGGGAAUGGAUUGGUGGGAACAAUGGCCAGGUUCAAAGCAACUUCUUUAAAGAGGGCCGCAGCAACGCUUAUGACCGCGCUGUCUGGCAUCCCAACCCAGGGAACCAGGAUGGCUUCCAUAAAUAUGCGGUCGACUGGACCAGUGAGCGCAUUGAAUUCUACCUCGAUGGUGAAAAGAUCCGCACCGUGACCCCCAACGAUGGUAACGCUCGGGGUAAUUAUCCCCAGACGCCCAUGUUCAUCAAAAUAGGCAUCUGGGCUGGAGGCGAUCCCACCAACGGCAAAGGAACAAUCGAAUGGGCUGGUGGUGAGACCGAUUUCAGCGCAGCUCCCUUCACUAUGCAAGCCAGGAAUAUCGUGAUCACCGAUUAUUCCACUGGCAAAGAGUACCGCUACGGGGAUCGGAGUGGAACCUGGCAGUCCAUUGAGGCAGUGGACGGUGAAGUCCGGAGCUCUGGAAGGCCUGGUUCAGGUCCAGAGGUAGGGUCCUCAGUUCCUCCAGCCGAGAAAACCGCGUCACCUUCAGGACACAGUGUGCAUCCAUGGAUCCCUCCUAAUCCUACCACGACACUUAGCACUGCAAGAGAGUCAAUAACAGGAAUUGCAGGGCUUCCCAGCAGUUGGCUAGUCACUGAUGAUGGGAGACCCACUUCGCCGAGUACGGCUUCUACGGCUUCCCUUACCACAUCAUUAUCCUCGCCUUCCUCUCCGGACUCACCUUCCUCUGGUGGGCCUGAUGGCUCUCAGCCAACUGGCACCAACGGAGAACCAGAUACGGGUAGAGGCUCCAACCCCUCUGCUACGAUAGCACCAGAAAACUCAUUGGCGCAUAUUUCGAGCCCUUACCACGGGCUCGCCGCCAUCUGCGGGAUCAUAGGCUUAGUCGUCCUCUUGUAAUCAGAUGCAAGAAUUCGUGGCCCCGAUUGAUCCCCAGAGUUAGGUUUCAAACGUACAUUCGAAAAGGGUGACACGUAUA
Molecule: messenger RNA, 1330 nt
Organism: Coccidioides immitis RS
Lineage: Eukaryota; Fungi; Ascomycota; Eurotiomycetes; Onygenales; Onygenaceae
Product: cell wall glucanase
Exons: 4
Coding region: 1-1251 (416 amino acids)
Biological process (GO): carbohydrate metabolic process; fungal-type cell wall organization
Cellular component (GO): fungal-type cell wall
Molecular function (GO): glycosyltransferase activity; hydrolase activity, hydrolyzing O-glycosyl compounds
Source: RefSeq, a predicted model, not a curated record